Molecule: messenger RNA, 2343 nt
Organism: Penicillium odoratum
Lineage: Eukaryota; Fungi; Ascomycota; Eurotiomycetes; Eurotiales; Aspergillaceae
Product: transcription factor domain-containing protein
Exons: 2
Coding region: 1-2343 (780 amino acids)
Biological process (GO): DNA-templated transcription
Molecular function (GO): zinc ion binding; DNA binding
Source: RefSeq, a predicted model, not a curated record
AUGUCUCUUUCCCCAAACAGCAAUGCGCUGGCUCUGAAGCGGAAGCUACAGCAGCAAGCUGGUGCUCGCCACGAGCCGACAUCUAAACGCCAUAGUAUCUCAGGAUACGAUCCACAGGCUCCAUGGCUCUUUGAGUCCGGCAGGCCACUCAAGGGCUGGCGUAAUCUGGGUGACCCUGCCGUCUCUAACUCGUUGCCACUUGCCAACAUGGUUUCUGCGGUGCAGGAUCUAAUCGAUCCGGACUUCGAUCCUUUGACUGCCAUUUUGGAUGAAGAGCCGCGAUUUCUGAAACCGCUGCCGAACCGCAUCGCGCGAGAGGAUCUGGAGUUUUUGCGCUUUCGGGGCGCGUUGUCGAUCCCAGAGAGUGGGUUGCGCAAUGAGCUGUUACGGUCGUAUAUCCAGUGGGUUCACAGUUUUAUGCCUGUGCUUAACUUGCAAGAGCUUUUAAGAUGCGUGGCAGAGAACGACCCCGAUGGAAACAUCAGUGUUCUGCUGUUCCAGGCGGUAAUGUUUGUGGGGACAGCUUUUGUCGACAUCAAGCACCUGCAGGCUGCAGGAUAUUCCACGAGGAAAGAUGCACGCAAUGCGUUCUUCACACGAUUAAGACUUCUAUACUCCCUUGACUGCGAAGAAGACCGUAUCGUCAUCCUGCAAACCGUACUACUCAUGACAUAUUGGUCCGACCCCGAAAACAGCCUACAGCGGGAUAUUUGGGACUGGAUAGGAGUGUGUAAUACGCAGGCACAUUCUAUUGGAUUAAACAAAGAUCCAUCCACCGCUGAGAUCGAUCCCAGGCUCAAAAGACUGCGCAUUCGACUCUGGUGGUGUCUUUACUCCCGGGAUCGAUUGAUCGCCAUGGGAAUGCGACGCCCGUUACAGGUGAACGAGGGCACAAGCAGUGUUCCCAUGUUGAGACCAGAGGACUUUGAUUUUGAGCCUUUCUCCCGAUCUGCGAUCGGUCUUUUCCGCUGUCGACAGCUCGAGGACGCAUCACACCAAAAACGCCUGGCCACUAUGUUCAUUGAGAAGGUCAAGCUAUGCCAAUGCAUUGGACGAGUAAUAUUUGCGCAAUAUGCGCCGUCACAACGACAAUUUGGAGCAACAGACAGAACGACCGUUACGCUAGCUCCCCGACAGGCUUCGGAAUCGGAAUUUACUCGAUGCAGCCAGAAACUAGAUUCUUGGCUUACUGGCCUACCUAAAGAUGCACAGUUUAUUCCAGCAUCCAAGAGCAAUUUUCAGGAUGGUGAGGAUGUCCUACUUUUACACGGGGCUAUGCUCCGCCUAUUGUAUCAUGCGACCAGCAGCGCACUCCACAGGCCCUGGGCAGCCCACUCGAAAGACCAGUCGAAGUCUCGCACCGAGUGGCGUAAUGCAGCCCGCACGAAGAUGCAUGAAGCUGCUUCCGGCAUUACCCACAUUAUCCAAGGUCUUAACCAACUCAAUCUCACACGGUUUCUACCACAGUCUGGCGUGACAGUAAUCCUCCCAGCGGCCGUGGCACAUCUUUCAAACUCCGUGUCCGACAACCCAGCUAUCCGUGAGAGCAGCGCCCACAAUUUCCAACGUUGCAUCCACGUUUUGCACUGUUUAAAGGACAUGUACCCAGCCGCCAACGUUGAAUUCGCCAAUCUCGAAGCCGCUAUCAAGCUACAAUCAGGCAAUUACACCAACAACACAUUCUUCCAGAUCAUGCAAAACAACUUCAACACACCGACCAGCCCUGUCGAUUCAAUCAGGAAACAAAGUAACGCCGACUCAAUAUCUACACCUCGUUCCCUCCGUCAAGACAGCACAAAACCCGAUGUUCAAACCCCAGCAUCUUACAGAACGGCAUCUUUCCAUGAAGAAAACCAACCUCAGCAACGAAACCAAAACAUCCCUACAUCUGGCGAACCAUCACAAACCCCUGCUCAAGCUCACCGCCCAUUCCCCAACGACUUCGACGACCACUUCGCAGCCGAAAUAGCUCCAAACGACAGCAACCCCUACAACUAUCUCAAUAUCGAUUUCGACUUACCCGAUAUAGAAGAUACGACCACCCACACCACACAACCGAUGGAGAUCUCACCUCCGGCAGAAGACCUCGAUGCAUUGGAUUGGACAAAAGCUCUCUUUCAAGGAACAACCUUACCGGAACUUGAUAGGUUCAAAGCCUUCGAUCCACAGCGUCCUGCGCCGCAAAAUAUAUCUCAGAGUGAACUGGAGGAACAGGAUCUUUUUGCCUUUGCGCUUAAAGAUGAUGAUUAUGACAACGCAUUGGCGCAUCAAUCUGGUCAUGGCAAUAUUACGGGGGAUUUGGAUCGAGAUCUGGGAUUUCAGACUGAGGAUGAAAUGUUUUAG